Molecule: messenger RNA, 951 nt
Organism: Mangifera indica (mango)
Lineage: Eukaryota; Viridiplantae; Streptophyta; Magnoliopsida; Sapindales; Anacardiaceae
Exons: 3
Coding region: 109-744 (211 amino acids)
Biological process (GO): thylakoid membrane organization
Cellular component (GO): chloroplast thylakoid membrane
Source: RefSeq, a predicted model, not a curated record
AAAUCUUGGACCAAACCCAAACCCGUUUGUUUCCCAAGAACCAAUUUGAUGAUUUGAUGAGAAGUAGAGGUGAGAAACAAACCCGAACAGCCGCAAAGAGAGGAAAACAUGAACAGGUUGGUUUCAGCUUAUUCGCCAACUUCAACUAUCUGUUCUUUCAUUCAAUCCAAACCCCAUCAAAGCCGCCGUUUCAACAACCCAGUCGAAUCACUCACUGUCACUUCUCCUGCUCUGCCAUGUUCCUCAUAUCUUAAGCUUAAAAGUCUUAGCUUUGGUGGAGCAAAACCGCCUAAAACACUGAUACUGCAAUGUAAUAGCAGCACCAACCCUAGCCCUCCUGGUUCCGGUGAUGGUGAGAGCAGGAAUAUAUUGGAUGCAUUUUUCUUGGGGAAGGCUGUAGCAGAAGCCGUUAAUGAGCGAGUUGAGUCAGCAGUUGGGGAGUUUUUUAGUACAAUUGGUAGGUUGCAAGCGGAGCGACAAAAGCAAGUCCAGGAAUUUCAGGAAGAUGUACUUGAAAGAGCCAAAAAAGCAAAGGAGAAAGCUGCACGCGAAGCAAUGGAGGCACGAGGACUUAUCCCCAAGUUCAGUACAGAAAACACAACAUCAAUCACUCUUGAUUCUACUACUUCAACAGCUUCAGGUCUGAACGCCAACACUCUAACUCCUCCAAGUCCAUCUGCCUCUGAAUCAGAUCCAAAUCCUGCUGAGCAGGACCCUGUUUUAGGAGUGUCAGAUGAGGACUAAGCAUUUAUAUCCUUGGCUUAGCGGGUGCCUGAAAAGGUUUACAAUAUAGACUGAUCUGUAUUAUGGUAUAAAUCACACCUUGAUUAGUGACAGUUAGUUUGGUUCUUAUAGCAUAGUCCAUUGAAUCAUGAAUAAGUUCGGUUCUUUUUUCCUGUUUGAAACCUUUUUAUAAGAAUGGGAGGCAGACGGAAUCUUGUUUUGGUUUGC